CUGGAAACCCCAGACGAUGGAGUACGACGGCUCGCUGCUGCUCAUGCUCCCGAGCUUCCGGCGCUGCCUCGAAGACGAUGCUCUGCAUGCGAUGGAGACGGCCUAUGGCAUGCGCCGGCCAGACCCGGUAGCCCAUGCGCCCACCGCGCCAACGACGACGACCUCCAAGCACCUCGCGCGCUACACGUCCUGGAAGCUCGACCCGACCAAGAUCGACGCGCUCGUCCAGGCCGAGACGAAGGGCGUGGCCGCGCUGGCCCGCGUGACGUCGACGCAUUGCGAGCCCGAUGGUCGCGCCAUGGAGCUCGAGUUCUACGCGUCGGGCAAGCGUGGCAUGCUCUUCGUCAACAAGCUUCGGACGGCCUUGGUCAAGGUGCAGAAGCUCGACGGGCAUGGGAUCGAGGUCAUUGAGAAGGAGACCAAGUGGCUUCGCAUCGUUAACCGCAUCUCGAUGGGGCCGCGCCUUCUUGGCGCCGGCGACGGGUACUUUAUGUGCGAAUUCCUCGCCGACGGCGUCGACGCUGUCGCCUUUCUCCAGGCCCCAUCGACGUCGCGUGGCGACGCACUCUGGUUUCUCCGCAGCGUCUUGUACCAAUGCUACGCCCUCGACCGGCUCGGCAUCAACAAGGCCGAGAUGAGCCACCCAAUGCGCCACAUCAUCGUCGUCGGUGCUCGAGUCGUCUUUGUCGACUUCGAGAAAUGCACGUACGGCCGACAGCGCCGGAACGUCACCCAAGUCUGCCAGUUCCUGUCCUCGCCCCGUAUCGUGGCAGCGGUCAUGGCCAAAGGCCACAGCUUUGCGCUCGACAAGGUGCGUGCAGCGACCAAGGCGUACAAGGCCAACCCGCACUCGGCGACGCUGGCCGCCAUCUUGCACGCGCUGCAUCUCGCAUGAGCCGCCGCUUUGCGCUACUUGAUGUCCAUCAGCCCUGGCUUCCGCCGCUACGAUGCGAGCUCCAUGUCGUCUCGAGCCCAUCAUGCGGACUGCCGGCAGCAACGACGCCACGGUCAUACCAUGGGCAUAGGAUAAGGUCCGUGAAGGGCCUGCGAUAGCACGUAGGGAUUGUAGUCUUGUACAUUGCUAGUCGCAUGAGCCGACUGCAGGCCCAUUGCUCACGCGCCAGC
Molecule: messenger RNA, 1125 nt
Organism: Saprolegnia diclina VS20
Lineage: Eukaryota; Oomycota; Saprolegniomycetes; Saprolegniales; Saprolegniaceae
Exons: 3
Coding region: 17-895 (292 amino acids)
Source: RefSeq, a predicted model, not a curated record